GGCAUCACAAAGCUUCUCGUUGACGUGUUUUACGAGGCUAGCGAACGGUUCCUGCGGACAAAAAACGGGCAGCCGCCCGAUCAUUACUGGGCUAAUUGGGACCUAGCAAGCCUAUGCAACAUCCACGCUAUCGGCGUCCUGUCGAAUAAUCGAUCCAUGAUACAUCGUGCUGUCGACUAUUUCAAGACUGCCAACGGUAUGGGGGCCAUUGAGAACGCUAUCUGGAAGAUACAUAAGGAGGAAGGGACAGGUAAGGACUUGGGUCAAAACCAAGAAGCUGGACGAGAUCAAGGCCAUGCGACGCUUGUAUUUGCACAUCUUUCAGUCUUGGCACAGCAGAGCUAUAACCAAGGCGAAGAUCUUUUUGCUCUUCUGGAAAACAGAAUUCUGGCAGGUUCUGAAUACAUGGCCAAGUACAAUCUCGGCCAUGACGUCCCCUAUUCCACAUACACAAAUAAGCACGGCACCAUGACGCAAACCUCUGACUAUGGGAGAGGAAUAGUUCGCCCCAUUGGUGAGCUGCUAUACGGUCACUACAAUGGUGUCAAGAAUCUCGAGGCUCCGUGGACGCGGGCCUACCGAGAUUAUGUCCUGGAGAAUAGCGGCGGUGCUGAGGGCGGCGGAGGAGAUUAUGGUUCCACCAGCGGAGGAUAUGAUCAACUUGGAUUCGGGAUACUCUUGUUCAGACGCAACUGA
Fusarium vanettenii 77-13-4 is the source of this 696-nucleotide messenger RNA. RefSeq lists its product as uncharacterized. NCBI's taxonomy places the organism in Eukaryota, Fungi, Ascomycota, Sordariomycetes, Hypocreales, Nectriaceae. The annotation marks the transcript as partial. The record is from RefSeq and is a predicted model, not a curated record. The transcript has 3 exons.